AUGUUGUUCACGCGUCUUGCCCCGGUAUUAAUCUCCCUCCUGCCAGUCGCAACCGCCAACGAAGCACGCGACCGCGCCGAAGAAGGCCUGCUCACGCUGCAGGACUGGUAUAACGAUGGCACCGGGCUUUGGGAUACAAUUGGAUGGUGGAAUGGCGCGAAUUGCAUGACGGCCAUCGCGGAUUUGGCAUCUAUUGAUCCAUCAGUGAUGGAGACGGCCAACUAUGUCUUCAACAACACGUUGAUCAAGGCCCCGCCGCAGAACCCGCAUCCCGGUCCGGAGACCAAGGCGAAUGCGAAGCGUGAUUUUGUUCCUCGUGCUGUGAGCUCGGCGAAUGUUUCGGAUUGGCUUGAUUCUGCGUAUGAUGAUGAUGGGUGGUGGGCGCUGGCUUGGAUUGCGGCUUACGAUGUUACUGAGGAUAACACUUACCUCUCCCUGGCGGAGGAUAUUUUCGCUGCCCUGACCAAGGCGUGGGGUACUCGAUGCGGCGGCGGCGGUCUCCCAUGGAACCCGACUAGUGACUAUGUGAACGCCAUCACGAACGAACUCUUCCUCUCCGUCGCCGCACACCUAGCCAACCGUGUCCCAUCCAGAAAAGAAGACUACGUGCGCUGGGCGCGCAAGGAAUGGGAUUGGUUCGCGGCGCAAGGCUUCUUCGGCGAAAACAACACCAUCAACGACGGACUCUUGGACAACUGCCAGAACAACGGACAGACAGUAUGGUCCUACAACCAGGGCGUGAUCCUCGGUGGCCUGGUCGAACUAAACCACGCGUCUCCGAACAACACCUACCUUGAAUCGGCCAACACAAUCGCCAAAGCCGCAAUCGCGACCCUCGCCGACUCCAACCACGUCAUCCACGACUUCUGUGAGACGAGCAGCUGUGAGCCCGACGCAACGCAAUUCAAGGGGAUCUUCAUGCGAAACCUGCUGAUGUUGCACUCGGCCUCGCCGCAUGAUCUCUACAAGUCUGUUAUCGUCAACUCGGCCGAGAGUAUUUGGAAACGUGAUCGCAAUGAACAGGGCCAGUUUGGGGUUAAUUGGGCUGGUCCGCCUACGAUGGGCAAGCUGGAUGCUUCUACGCAUAGUUCGGCGUUUGAUGCGCUUGUUGCUGCUGCUUCGCUUUGA
Penicillium argentinense is the source of this 1128-nucleotide messenger RNA. RefSeq names its product putative glycosyl hydrolase. The transcript is spliced from 3 exons. The record is from RefSeq and is a predicted model, not a curated record. The coding region runs from base 1 to 1128 and encodes 375 amino acids. Gene Ontology annotation, biological process: carbohydrate metabolic process. NCBI's taxonomy places the organism in Eukaryota, Fungi, Ascomycota, Eurotiomycetes, Eurotiales, Aspergillaceae.